Messenger RNA from Plasmodium falciparum 3D7, 1707 nucleotides. RefSeq names its product putative IWS1-like protein. Gene Ontology annotation, cellular component: nucleus. NCBI's taxonomy places the organism in Eukaryota, Apicomplexa, Aconoidasida, Haemosporida, Plasmodiidae. The record is from RefSeq and is a predicted model, not a curated record.
AUGGAUAGCGAUUCAAAUAAGAAUGACCACGAGUCGUUAGAAAACUCAGGUUUAUUCAACGACGAAAAUGCAUCUGAUGGAAAUAAUGUUGAGAACUUUAAGAAAAAAAUGAAAAUGAUAAAAGUAUUAAAUGUAAAGAAAAAUAAAGAAAUAAAGAAAGAUAGAAAGGAUAAGAAGAAAAGAAAACUUCAAAGGAUUAUCGAUGAUGAUAAUGAAGAUGAAGAUGAUGUUAUUGAGAAAGAAAAUGAUCAAGGAAAAGAUCAAGGAAAAGAUCAAGGAAAAGAUCAAGGAAAAGAUCAAGAGGAUGUGUUUCUUUUUGGUAAUGAUGAUUUGGUUGAAGAGGAUGAGGAGAGACAUAAGAAGAAAAGGAAAAAAGAAAAGGAAGAAAGAGGUAAACACAAAAAAAAAAAAAGUAUAAAGCGAAUAAUGGAAAAUGAUGAUAUGCACAAGGUUCAUAGUGAUGAUAGUAAUUAUAAUAAUAAUAACAAUAAUAUUAGUGAUGAUAAUAAUAAUAAUAAUAUUAGCGAUGAUUAUAAUAAUAAUAAUAUUAGCGAUGAUGAUGAUAGUAAUAAUAGUGAUAGCAGCUAUGAUAAUACUAUGAGUGAUCAUAGUGAUAUGAAGAAGAAGAAAAAAAAAAAAAAAAAAAAAAAAAAAAAAAGCGAAUUUAUCGAUACCAUUGCAGAAGAAGGUGAUGAAGAUGAAAAAGAAGAAGAUGACGAUUAUGAUGAUGAAAAUAAUAUAAAUAUAGAUAAAAUGACCAACGAAAAUAAAAAAUCGAAGAAAAUAGAUUUUGAUAAAUUAGGCUUAGGUGAUGAUGAUGAAGACGAGGAUAAUUAUAUGAACGAUUUUGGAAAUCAUUCUAAUAUAUCUGAAAAAAAAAAAAAAUCUCAUUUUGACGAAAUAUUAGAAAAUUUUAAAUCGAAAAGAAAAAGAGUUCAUAAAAUUUCAGAAGAUGAUGGAUUAGAAUAUUGUGAAAAUAUUUUGAAUCAGAUGAUAUUAAUGCAUGAACAAGAUUUAAAAAGUAUGAAAGAAAAAAAACCAGCAACAGCUAAAUUACAAAUUAUAGAUAAUGUUUGUAAAAUAUUGACAAAACCGAAAUGGAAACCAUUCUUUAUGAAACUAAAUAUAUAUCAUGUAUUAGCCUUAUGGUUGAUGCCGACAUCCAAAAAUACAUUACCCAAUUUUACUAUAAGAACGAAUUUAUUAAAAGUAAUUCAACAAUUACCAAUUACUAUUAAAUCAUUAAGAGGAAGCCAGCUAGGAAAAAUAUUGACUUACCUACAUUCACAUAAACAUGAAACAGAAGAAAAUAAAAAACUCAUAAAAAAUAUUAUGCAAAAUUGGAUGGGCCCAAUUAUAGGAAUUAAUACGAACUAUAAACAAUAUUUAAAAGAAAGACAAAAAAGGAUAUCUGAAAAUCCUGAAUAUCACAAAAAAGUUCUUGAAAAGGCAAAAACAUUAAUACCUGAUUCAAUAUGUAUAGAAAAGGAAGAAGAACAAAAUGAAAUGAAAAGACAUGCAAGUAUUCCUUAUAAUAGUGAAUGCUCAUUUCUAAUUAAUGUCCCCUCUUCUAUACCUAGUAUUAGUAAAAAAAUCAUUCCCAAAAGUAAAAUUAAGAGGUUAACAGAUAAUAUGAAAUUGUUAAAAAGAUGUAAAAAAAUGCAAAAGGUUUCAAUUGAAGGAAAGGGUGUAGCUGUUGCACCAUAA